Messenger RNA from Contarinia nasturtii (swede midge), 1253 nucleotides. RefSeq names its product chymotrypsin-2-like. Gene Ontology annotation, molecular function: serine-type endopeptidase activity. Gene Ontology annotation, biological process: proteolysis. The record is from RefSeq and is a predicted model, not a curated record. The transcript has 6 exons. NCBI's taxonomy places the organism in Eukaryota, Metazoa, Arthropoda, Insecta, Diptera, Cecidomyiidae. Bases 33 to 788 code for a protein of 251 amino acids.
UUGAUCUAAGAGACAUCAAAUUGGUUUUCAAAAUGAAACUGAAGUUGUUUAUUAUUUGUUGUGUGAUCCAUUCAAUAUUUGCGAUUGAUCUUUUCGGUUUAAUAAAAAAUCCAAUUUCGAGCAUAGUCGGUGGUGAAAAUGCAGAAGAAGAAGAGGCAGCAAAAAGUGUUGCAAACUAUGAAUGUUCUAUACAAUUUAUUCGAUAUCAUAUGUGUGCAGGUUCGAUAAUAUCAGCUAAAUGGAUUCUUUCUUCUGCUCACUGUGUCAUGGAAGAAACAUUUAUGCUUAACGUUUUGGUGGGAACAAGAAACUUGCGAAGAGGUGGUAAACGGCAUGGGAUCCAGAAGAUUAUUUCGCAUGAAAAUAAAGAUAUUGCACUUUUAUUAGUAAAAGAAUCUAUUGAAUUCAAUGAAAACGUUCAGGCGAUUGGACUACGAAAAACUGAAGUACCAGAGAAUGCUCAAGUUACGUUGUCGAUUUGGGGUUCUAUGAGAUAUGGUGUACUGUUCGAUAAAAGUGUACAUAGCAUUACCUUGAAGGUCGAGCCCGCAGACAAAUGUAGAUAUAUGUACAAAAGUAAAGAUGUUGACAUUAACAGCAAAUACAUGUGCACUUCAUCGACAGCCCAAGGUGAUUGCAAUAUAGAUACUGGUGCACCUCUCAUGUAUGAGAAUAAAAUUGCGGGAGUUGUAACUUUGACUGUUCCAUGCUAUAAUGGUUUGCCAAACGUGUAUACAAAGAUUUCCUGUGUACAUGACUGGAUUCAAGAGCAAACAAAAUCAACCUGAAUACAUUAAUUUUAUAUUUUUGAGUAGGUGUACGGAACAUACAAAAAUCGGGGUUUAGUUAGUUGUGUUAAGGGAAAAAAUGGUGGCGGAUGCACCAAAGACAUUUCCAAGGCUAAAUCAGUGCAUGAUUCAGGUUUUAUAUGCGCAAUUUUUAUAAUUGCCUCAAUUGGUUUCUUUUUGUUAUCACACAAAGUUCAAGUUGAACGUAUUGCCAGUGAAAAUAUUGAUAAUGUUCUCGCAGACGGUUUUUUUAUUGUAUGAUUUAUUUUGGUGAAUUUCAACUGAUUUAAAAAAAAUGGUUAUAUCCUUACAUAUUUUGAGGUUCGUUGACACCAUUUGUGAACCGGUGAAGAGACUAGCACGAUCUUAUUUCACGAUUUGAUGGGUUACAUUAAAAAUACUUUUAAAUAUAAUCAAAUUGUAUGUUUGUCAUAAGAAAUAAAACUCAUUUAAAUUUUAAUCACA